CGUUGCCACUCGCCUUCCCCGGUUCUCCCCUCCACGAGACCCCCGUGCCGUGCCCCACUGGCCCUGGCAGCCGAAGGGCACCAAAGCCCCACGGCCACGGGACCCGACCAACCCAACCCGGCUAGCGAAACCACCAUCCGCUCCUCGCAUCGCAGGCAGCCAGGCAGCACGGCCAGGACCACCAACGCGCGCACCGUCAUUCGUCGGAGUACCUCGCCCCGUGAAGCACCGCCCGUCCUCUGGUGCACGUAGGGACGCAGGGUUUGAGGCAGGGGCGAAGGGGAUCGCCACCCAUGGAAGCUGCCGCGGCGGUGGCGGCGGCCGUCCGUGGCGGGUCGCUCGUGCGAUCCCGGGUCUCGCUUGGUCACAGGGCGCGGGGGCAGCAGGGCGUCGUGGGCGCUGGCCUCGCCGCGGCCGGCCGCCGGAGGGCGCUCGUCGCCGUGGCCUCGAUACCGGAGCCGCUCCUGUCGCGCGCGCAGGAGGGCGCCGUGGCAGGGGCGCCACAGGCUGAUGAUGAUGAGGUCCAUGGGGGUGAGGCUGCUGCUACUGAAACCUCGUCUCCCGAAGUUGGUGCUGGUAAGACAGUGCGUGUCAGAUUUGUGCUAAAGAAGCAGUGUCCGUUCGGCCAGAGCUUCCACCUCGUGGGCGACGACCCGGCGCUCGGCCUCUGGGAUCCUUCAAAGGCGGUUGCUUUGCAGUGGGCGGAUGGCCACGACUGGAUCGUAGAGAAAGAUGUGCCAGCCAACAAGCUGAUUGAGUUCAAGUUCUUGCUGCAAGAUUCAUCGGGAAAGUUGCACUGGCAGAAUGGGUCUAAUAGAAGGUUACAAACAAGUGAGACUGCAAACACAUUGGUCGUCUAUGAAGAUUGGGGUGACGUGAAGAAACAGAAAAUAGCAGAGGAGGGAGAGGCGUUGAUUGGGAUGGAGGAAGCAGUUAUUUCAGAUGACAGUGAAAGCAGAAAGGAUAUUGUUUUAGAAGAUGCGCUCCAAAUGGAUGAUAAUCAGGUGGUCAAUGAAGAUGAAUCCAUUGUAGGCGUGGAUGACGAGAAGUCAGCCGUUGCCACAGACGCUUUUGUUCAAGGGGAAUCGGUGAAGGAAAAUGAAGCUAAGCCACAAGAGCCAAUGCUCCAUGAAGAACUGAAAAUUCUAGACGAGCUUCAUGAAAAAGAAUAUAUCGAGCACGGCAGUGCUUCAUGUGCUGAUGAGAGUUAUGCUGAAAAAACAGAAGAUAAUACCUUGUCUGAGGAUGGUGUUCGGGUUGAGAAUGGUUUGACCAGUGCUUACGAACAUAAUUUGCUUUGGGGUUGGAAAGCCCUGCAGCAGCUGCUGAUGAGCCUGGGCUUCAAAAUGGAUGCUACAUGAAAGAAGCAUAACCUACUGCUGUAUAUAUGUGCGUGUUGCAGCUUGGAUGCAUCUGUGUUGUUUGGAAGAUCGUCUAUUUCACCACUGAGGAGACUGCCUUUCUGGACUGUAAUGGAAAAGGCUAGCACUCUAGCAGCUACUGGUAUUGUAUGUAUAUAUUCUUUUUUCCAGAAGUGCUGGAUGAUAGAACUAGUUAUCAAUAAUCGAGCAUCAGUUGUUGUGGAAACUUAUCCCAUCAACUCGCUGAA
This is a messenger RNA of Phragmites australis (common reed), 1609 nucleotides long. RefSeq lists its product as uncharacterized. Gene Ontology annotation, molecular function: starch binding. NCBI's taxonomy places the organism in Eukaryota, Viridiplantae, Streptophyta, Magnoliopsida, Poales, Poaceae. Bases 294 to 1361 code for a protein of 355 amino acids. Gene Ontology annotation, cellular component: membrane. The transcript is spliced from 5 exons. The record is from RefSeq and is a predicted model, not a curated record.